GUGUGGAAGAAGGACACAAAAAUGACAUGGCUGUUCCAAAUGGGAUAAAAAAACUCACACAAUAGCAAACAUGAAUCAACAACAUGGAAACAGGCCUGACUGUGGGGCCUUGAUAAGAGUAUGGAUAAAACAAGCAAGUGAGAAAACUUGGUUGCCCUGAUAUUUAGCAUUUCAGACAUUAAAGGCUUCUACAGCCUGUGGAUAUUUUCAGAAACAAUUCUUUCCGUGCUGGUAGAUGGGAAACAGUCUCUGCCUACUGCAGAGAUGGGCAAGGUGAGCUGAGUGGGCCCUUUGUUAGGGGCAGCAAGGAGAGGCUGCUUGGAAAGAGAGGAAGCAGGAAGCUGAGUCAUAGCAGGGCAGGCAGGGGCAGUGGCCUCACCAGCAAAGGAGUAGUCCUGAUGUACCUAAGCACAAAGAUCAGAGCAGGUCAGGAUUAGGAUUUAGAUCAGCAGGGUAUGUGGCCAGACAGGGACAUGGCCAGGCAUGGCUGUGCUAGCUCAGGCAGGGACCAAAGGUGAGAGACUUGGCUAUGAUAAGGACAAUGUUGCUGAGCUUUCUCAAAGCCAAAGACCUCUAUUACUUAAGCUGGACCUCAGUCCAGGCAGCCAAUCCCCCAGGAAGUGGAGAAUAUGCUCAGGGCCCUGACAUUGUUCUGUCAAGCUGCUUGCAGCCAUCUUGCACAGCAUGCUUGCUCCAUGUUCCUCUGCCAGACAGCAAAGCUGUGCAUAUGGCUGUGUUGAAAGUACAGCAGAAGUCUUGUGGCCUGGGUAAAGAUGAGAAGUCUUAACCUUUUAAAUCAGCUGUUUGAAUUGUAAACCAUUCUAGUAUCUGUAGUGGCUGGGAAAAAAAAGACAUUUUUUCAGCUUUAGGAGCAAGACCCUAUUUUGAUGAAUAGGAUGGGUAUGUUGUAUAGGUCCUGGCAAGGAGAAGAUGAAGCAUUUUACCCGUAAGCUAUGGUGGAGCUUCUCAGACCUUUCAGUAGGUACUUGCAGCAAAAAGAGUUGAAAAACCUAAAAAAGUCUUUCUCCAGAGCAGGAGGAUUUUCAGAUGAGGUUCACCUAAGGGAAGUGCUGGGAUAUACUUCUGUUUGUGCAUAAAGAAGCACAGAAGACUGGGAAAUAGUUCAUGAGGGAGAGCUUAGUCCUGUGUGGAGAUCAUACCUUUCCUCACAGCAAGGCCUGCUAGAAUGCACAGCUUAGUGGGUCUUGUGCAAGUCUUCUUCCCUUUCUUCCAAUUGGGAGACAGACUGUAGCACAUAGAAUCAGGAAACUAAUGUCAAAGGGAAGAUCCCAGUUUUAUCUGGUUUUUGGUUGUCAGUUCUUCUGCGGGAGCUGUAGUUGAGGUGGGAUGUGUUUCUCCACCCCUUCUCCCAUUAAUUGUAUUCUACAUUCUGUGACUUCAUGUCUCACAGCCAUGCAGGAACUGCUCUUGCCACAGCCACACAGUGCAGAUUGCAGACACAAACCUGCCAGAUUUCACAAAACCUUGAUGCUGUGUGUGGACUCCUGAAGAAAUGGAGAGGAAGGGUUGUACAUUGGAGGAAAUAAAAAAAAAAAACCAAACAGGAAACCAAAAGCCCCAAGGUCUUCCUGACCUUUGAUCAUGAGGUAAAAAGAUCUGAAUCUGAACUCAUCCUGUUAAAUCAGCAUAAACCUAUAAGGUUCUAGGAGGAAGAGCAACUGGGCUGUUAACGUAGGUAAGCAGAGCACCGUGGCCCAAGUGGUUAACACAGAUUGUAAUGCCUCAAGGUCUAGGUAGUCUGUUGAGUGCUCGUUACAUUAUGUGAACAAUAGAUUCUCACUCUGGAGACUGUUACUGGUCUCUUUCUUCCAAGGUAAUAGCUCUGUCCGUGCUAAUGGUCAGGGAAAGCCCAUUGCAGGAUGAUAGCUUAAUUUUGCCACCUGCCAUUACCUAUAGCUGUAUGUCCCCACCCAGAGCUGGGGCUCUGAUGGACGUUCCUUGAAGCUGAGCAUAGGAAGAUCAGAGAGCAACGGCUGGACCGUGUAGUGGCUCCUGACCAGAGCUAUGUUUUCCAGUCACUGCUGGGAUCCUGUGGUGGAUUUCUUGCAUCACUUUUGUUUGGGGCAGGCCAGACAGGUAACUUCCAGUGGCCUGCUCUCCCUUUUCUUUCCCAGGCAUUGCAGGAUGGCAGCUCCUGCGUGUUGAGGCAGAGGCAGCUGCCUUGCUUAGUCGACUGGCUUUUCAAGCCUUGAAGCAGUCUGAAGAGACACUGCCUAAAGGAGGGAGCCGCCUGUAACUUGCAGCCUUUGUGUUGAGCCUAGUGUGUUAGGCAUGUACAGAGAUGUGGCACUCCCUGCCCUCCCAAGCCUGAUCCGCGAGUCUGGCUGGGCUGGUGACGCUCGGGACCAGUGUUAAACUCAGUCUCACCCGUGACCGUGUGCUGCCAUCUGCUGCCGAAACCCUUUGUUGCGGGCUUUCCCGCAAUCCCUGGGCUCAGCCGCCGUCUCCAGGGGCCGGCUGGGUGCCCAGCAGUCGAGAGGGUGGCAGGUGGGAUGCAGGCAGACAUAACCUGAGACCUGGCUAGCACUGGUGGGGUGCCUUCUGAAAUGAAAUCGCAGCUGGCGAUUUGUAGUUUGAUAGCUUGGCAAUGAUGGCAGUGAUGCUUCCAAACGUAGCCGUGUCGUGCUGUCCUACUGCCCUCUGUGCUUCAGUGCCCUUAUGCACAGACACCGUAAUGUAGGGCUUGGAACUGAGCUGACCCAGGGCAGGCACACAUCCCCUUUUGUGGUCGGUGUGCAUACAGGUAUGGAUGUCUGCUGUCUUUAAAGUCUGGCCCAAAGGAAUGGAACUCCUCCUAGUCUUUUUAAAAGUGAUGGCUAAGCACUUUUCCAUGAGUCCGUGUUUAUGGUGUUAAGCAAACUGUUCAAAGAUGUGUGAGAUGCUAUGUCAGUAGUGCUACAGAAACAAUCCUUUUGGUUAGCUGGCAGGGACAAGGAGCUGGAUUCCAGUGAGAGAUAAGGGGUAGGAGAGCAAUUUCUUUGGAGAAUAUAUGCUAAGUGGCUAUAGAUACAGCUGUAUGUCUGGCCCAGAGUUAGGGGCUGCUGUCACCAGUACCUAAAGCUGAAGUCACUACCAUGGAAAUUACCCUUUUUGGGUAGAAAACCAGGAAAAGCCCUUAAGCAUACAUCCCAUGCAGAAACAGGGUUACUAUGAGCAGAUAACCUGCCCUGGGUAGCCCAGUCUAGCUCCAGAAGUAGUCCUGAUUUGAGCAAGGUUUGAAUGAGAUACCUCCAGUCUGAAGUAUUUCCUAGCACAGCUUUUGUGCUCACCUGUGGUGAGGUGGGUCUCUUGCUGGGCCAGCAGUGUGGUGAGAUGUCUGACAUGGGGAAUUGGUCAGUGAAGAGGAAUGCUGAGAUCUGACAGUCAUCCUUCACCUCAGAAAGGGCAGAGGCUCUGCGAGGACCAAGAUGGUGUGCUGAGACUGUCCUGUCCAGUCUUAAAAUACUAAAUAGGCAAAUAACUGUGAUCUGGAGGCAGAGUCUAAGAGUUGUGGGCUGUGGUGCUGCAGGCCAGCGUGAGUCAUCGAGAAGCACUUUGCCCUCUUCGUCAGUCCCAGCUGGCAGGGAGUCAGCAGCAGGGGCCCUUUGCCCUCUGGGUCAGUGCCAGCUCUGUGCUGGAGGCUGGCAUCUGGAAUGCCAUUUGCCCACCCUUUGCUUCGCUGUGCUGACUUCAGUGUCCUGGGUUGGUAAAAAUGGGUGACACAGGCACCUGGACAGUGUGCUCUUCAAAAGAAAAAUUUACCCUUCCCCAUCUGACUGUGUUGACAUCUGUGUCAUGAGGAGGCUCCUGCAUUCAGUUGAACCCCAAAGCUUGAGGCCUCCCUGCCUUGGAAUUAAAACUUCUCCAUCAUGUUUCAUUAAUGAGGUGCCAAGGAGUGUUUGGUUGAGCUGACUGUACUCCCUGGGUUUAGUUCAGCUUUCCAUGGCUGUUUACAGAUGGAUUUUGCUUUGUUCUAUCCUGACUGGACACAUGGGAUGGCUGCUCUGGAGGCAGGUGGUGUCCCCUCACCUCACUGCUGGCCAUCAUGAGGCUGGGAGGCUGCAAAUGGCCUGCAGGGCCACCUUGGCUACAAGGUAAGGGGCAGCACAGGCCACUUGCAGUCUUCCUGAUAAAUCCGUCCUUCAGGAUGGGAGGGGGUGAGGGAGCUCUGCAGUGCCAGGGAGGUUUGUGCUGCUAUUCCAGUAUCACCUGCUGGGACACCCUAAUCAGUAUGGCUCUCCCCAACACCUUCCUAUUAGGUUUUUUACUGCAUUCCCUUCACAUACAUGGAGGGGAUGAGGGGAUGUGGAGGGAAACAGUUUAAGUUCCAAUGAGAGUGGUCCUGAGGUUACAGCCUGGGUCUGGGUGACCUUAUGUGACAGCCCCCAUACUUGGGUGGUGCCUGUAGUUGUUUUCUAUUUUUGUGCUUUUCUUUCCACUCCCCCCAUUCCCCCUUCAAGAGAGGGAGUUCAAGGGCAGAGAGUAGCCAAACUGAAUACAAGGCUGUGGAGAUCUGUGUGAUCCUUAGACAGAACUGGAAAUGAAGCAUGAAGAAUUGCUUCUGUGGGGAGGUGUUAUGUGGCCACAACUUGUUCAUGUGACUUUCAUGUGCUCACUCUAAGAAGAUAAACUUCACAGCCCCACCUCUGUAAACAGCCCACUAGGGUCUGACCAGGACUUGGAUCUGGCCCAGGUUUGAAGUCAGAUGUGGUACUGUGGCAAGCAACUGCAGUAUCUGGAUCUGAUCUCCAACAAUUUAUAGCCUUGAGACUUGUGACUCAGAUCCAAAAAAGGAAGGAGGCAAAGGUGCAAUGUUCCCAGUAAUGGCAUGAACCAAAGCUCUGAGGUAAUUGCAUCUGAAUGUGCCCUCUGUCGGCUUUGAUUUGGUAAUCUGUUAAUUAGGGGAAAUAAAUGAAACAUGUCUUUGCUCUUCUGAAGAAAAUCCUCUGUUAAUGCUACGUAUGUUAAGAGGCAAGUUGGGGUUUCUUGUCUCUUUAAAGAUUCUCUGGAUCACAUUCUUCCUUCUCUUAUUCCUUCCCUUAUACCUGAAGGAUUUUGGUAACCUGUCAUCACACUACAGUGAGCACACGACUUUCCCUUCCCGAUUCUCACUGAGUUUGAGCUCUCUCAGCUCAGGUAACUUCAGGACAUGAUCUCUUCUGCUUGAAACCCUCAGCCCUCACUAAAACUUGGCAGGGAUGUGGCCAGGGGAGAAAUGCACAAACCGUUUUGGGGAGGAACAUUUCUUUUCAUCUCUCCUACUUUUCUUUCGUUCCCCUGUGUUCUGCAUGGAACUGUAACCACAGCAUUUUGGGGAGCUGCUGAUCUCUGGCAAUGUAUUCGUGAUGCUCUGGGUGGUCCUGCUCAGGAUUCCGUGUGUUUCUGCUGACUCAGGCCUGCCUGUGGUGAAGUGCUGCCACCUGCCAGAAACUUGUGUGGCUUCACAGUACUGCCUUCUGUUUAAUCCACCCCACUCAUUGCUCUCACUCCCAUUUCCCAUUGUCCAUUCACUGCUUUCCUGUUUCCUCUUCAUGCCUGGAUGCUCAAAUGCCUUCUUCCUGUGCUUUCACAUCUCCAUAUAAGCCAUUUUUUCCUUGGUCUCCUAGCAACCUGUAUGGAACCCUGGUUCGCCUUCUAUCAUUAGAGGGGUUUACUGCCUUCCAGAAGGGGUGUCUUCUCCCUGCAGCUCUGGCCAGUGUCAGCCUUGGCUGAGAAGGGCAUAGGGUGCCUUUCUCUCAGAUCCCGGAAGGCUGCUGUGCUCCCGCGCUGUCCCCUGGAGCAGUACAAACUGCAGCAUCCUGCCCCUCCCUGCCCUAAGCAGUUCCAUGCAGCAGGGUACACAACGGGAUCACUUACGGCUAGGUGCUCUCUAACCAGCCAAAUCCCUCAGGAGCUCUCAAGAAGCUCUUGCUGCCUGAAUCCCUUUGAUGUAGUAUCUGACACCCCUUAUCAACUGCCUUGGGUUCCCACUCUCUGUGUUCCAGUGCCUUUUUAUGCUCUUCCCUUUGCUGCUCUGCUCCAUAGCCUUAAUCUCUGAGGAGGAGCAAGGUGGUAUGGAGAGGGAAGACCAAGAAGGUGGCAUAUAUUCACUUCUAAUGGUCUUCUCACCUGGGUGCAGGGACAUAAAGCCUGGAUUUGGUUUAGGCUUUUAUCUAAGUGACUUGGAAGACUGUGCUAGCUAGAAGGGCCAUAAGAGCAGGUGGUGCCAGGACUGUAGGCAAAGACCUGCAAGAGGCAGGCAUUUCCUUACAAGAGUUAUAUGGACUCUCCCCAAAGUACAUCGUACUAAUACAUGUCCUUUAAUUCAUUCUUUUGUUAUAUUAACCUGGCCACUAGAGAUGUCAAACUUUUAAUCUCCUAAAUCUCCCUCAGACUUCUCCCCUUCCCCUUCUUUGAUAUGUUCCCUGCCUGCCUGGGAUUUGUUGAUUAAAAGAUAGGUUAAGGCAAAAGGCCACCCUCUGCUAUCAGCAACUGUUUCACCUUUGAAUUUCCUGAGAAUCCCUGGGACCAUCUUGCCCAGACCUGCUAAUUCCAUACCUUUUGCACAAUCACUUUUAUUUUGGACAGAUCCUUUGGUUUAGUCCCCUACAAAACAAGGGUUCUCGUGUGUGAAUUUCACCAAUUUAUUCCAUUGUGACAAAUAAUUAAUUUAGCUUUGUUUUGAUAUCCUUGUUCUCUCUGGCUGCUUAUUUUAUACCCUGCUCUUCAGUUGCCCUCAAGGCAAUAUAUCAAAUGUAAAGGGUUCAAGGAAGUUCUGACACCUUUGCUUUGUUAUGGUUUUGCACUUACUGGAGGUCACGCUCUUUUCAAUUUUCCUCAUUUGGAUGCAAGGUCAGCUUGUUGAAAAAUGCAUACUGAUAAUCUCUUUGGGUAGACGUUUUAGUCAUGUCAGCUUCAUUUUGCCUCUUGUCAAAUCUUCUAAACAGGGUCUAGGUAUUUGGGGGGCCAAUGUGAUGUCCCUGUGUAACCUCCAUGUCACUUGUGAUGACUCACAAGCCUUCAGCUCAAUUCCUUCAGCUGCCCCUCUCUAUUCAAACUGGCUUGUAAGAAGUGUCUCACUUCCCUGCAGCUUCCACCACAGCUGUGCUCAAUUUAAAAAUGGGAUUUCUUUUGGAAUGUGUGGGGUCACAGCCUUAGGAUUUGAGUUCUACUCUUUGCUGAUAAAUUUGAAUUUAACUCAAACGGUUCAGCUGGAUUUUCAAAAGAAGUAAUGCAUGUGCAAUGGCACUGUUUCCUCUGCUUACAUGGACCUGCUUGCUAAAUAGGAUGAUGCUGGCUGUGGGGUGAGAGGCUUGCAGAUACUACCUUAUUCCAACCUCAUUAACACGUAGGGGAGAAAGAGCGUUGGUGCCUCUGCUGCCUUCUCUUUGGGACAAAUGGUGCCCAUGGAGCUUGCAGAGCAACCAGCAGCUGGAGCACAAGUAAGGAGGGAAAGCAGGACUGUGGGAGUCCCAGGAAGGAGCUGGGGCUUGUGAGGCACGUGGGAGCUGAGAGCAUGGGAGGCACUUGGCAGUGUGGGGUAGGGCUGAGCUGGAAGACAUCUGUGGGGAAACACAGCUAUUGUGGAAGGACAAGGGAGUGAGCAGAACACAGGAGGAGGGGGAAGGGAGUAACUGAGGAACAGCAGUGGGACUGCAAGGCAGCAAAGUGUGAGUUUUGGGGGUUUUCAGGCAAGAUUUUUUUUUAAAUUAUUUUUUCAGCACCACAACUAACUGCAGGGUCCAAUUGUUCAUAUCUCCCACUCAUUUACAUGCCAUCAGUGCAUACAAAGUUCAAAGGACAAAUUUUUCACUCAGGAAUAUCACCUGGCUGUUAUUACACAUUGGCUCAGCACUGCAUCCUAUGGAAGUAUGAUUCAGGGUUGAAUUUUGACAGCAAGCAACAGCUCUGAUGGCUGAGAAAGAAGAAUUGAGCUGUCUCCUGAUGUUUGAGUGCAGCCUAAUGUAAUCUAAUAAAAGGAGCAGCUAGAGCCUGAAUUUGCAUUUGAAAUACCUCAGCUAUGUUUGGAGAUGUGUUUCAAUGGAAAAAACUCAUGAAGCUCUGUAACUUCCUUCUCUGUCUGCUGAUGGUGUUUCCUGUUUCUUCACAGUGGAAAUCUUGAAACCCUGCCAGGAAAUAAGCUUUUUCCCCAUGAGACUCAGUCUGCUGUGGCUUGGUUGGGUGGGGACAGGAGGAAGCAUGCAGAGGAUUGCUCUAAAUUCUCAACAAGAAAUUUGAGGGCUUAACUAGAUUUCAGCAGAUACUUAGGGAGGCUUAAUUCCAGUGAGAGGGCCAAGCCUGAAGACAAAGGAUAGUGCUGGAAGGAUGUUGGAAAAAGAAGCAGGCAGCAUGCAUCCUCUUGAGGCACCAGGCUUCUCUCCUGCAGCUGUUGUUAUUCUUGUGUAAAAGUCUCCCUCUUUGCACACAAUACAUAAAGGAGAAGUUAGCUCAGGACACAUAAGACACGAGGAGGGUCCUUGGUAAAGUUCCAUAUGCCCCACUCUGUAUAGGGGCAGUUCUCCAUAAUCUGUGUUCAGAUUCCCUUUAUCUUCUGCCACGCUGUUCUCCUCUGUUGUCUAGUGCACCUUCUUCCUUCUAGUGCCCUAUCUCAACUCCAGCUCUGCCCUGUGUACCCUCUGUGCUCUGUGGAUGUCCUGUGAGCAGCUCAUUCUGCUCUGCCUUAAGGGAAUUCCAGCUAGCCGAACUAACCAGCUUCAUCCUUCUGGUUGUUUUGCAGACCUCAUUGUGGCUUUUUGGUACUUAGAGGGGGCUUAUAAGAAAGAUGGAGAGAGGCCUUUUAACAGCACCUGUAGUGGUAGGAUAAGGGGUAAUGGGUUUAAACUGAAAAAAACAGAUCUGGAUUAGAUAUAAGGCAGAAAUUCUUUACAAUGAGGGCGCUGAGACACUGGAACAGGUUGCCCAGAGAAGUUGCAGAUUCCCCUUAAUUGAAAAUGUUUAGGGCCAGGUUGGAAGGGGCUUUGAGUGGCCUGAUGUAGUGAAAGAUGUCCUUGCCCAUGGCAGGUGGGCUGGAGAAGAUAGUCUUUGAAGGUCCCUUCUACCCAAACCUGAGUCCUAUCUGCUGAUUGAACCCUUCUUACCCUGCCUGACUUAUAGGCAUCUGUUCUCAGAAGUCUGAUUUAGAAUGUACCUCAGCAGCCAUUUCCCUUGUCUCCUUUCAAGAUCUGCUUCAGCUUGAAAUCAGACUAAACACUGACAGUUUCCCCAAGGUAAUAUCAGAGGUCUUUACCAGAAAGUAGAUAAGGGAGAUAAAUAAAAAACAGUGUUGGAAAAGCAGAAGAAAAAUGUAAACUAUCCCUUUUCAGCCUCUGAAGUGGAGCCUGAAGCAAGCACUGCUCUGAACUUCCACAGGCUGUGAAUCAGGUUUUAAUAGAAAACUUUCUGUGUGUACUCUUCCCAAUAAUCUCUCGGACCAUCAACAUAAUUUUUUUUAAAAGUUCCACUUUCUUUGUUCUCCUCCCUGACCCCAGCCUGAUCCUUCUGUUUCUUCUUGGAUAUAUCAACCUUCUGAUUAUUUUUAUUGCUCUGUCUAAGGCUGCAACUCCCCAGUCUCACUUCUACAGGAACAUUUCCCAGUCUGAGAUUUGUUCUCGUGCUAGGUUCCAACUGGGACUGACUUGGAAGAGUGAGACAUAGCUGCGACAUUUGAUGUAGCAAAUCCAGCUUAACCACAAGGGACAAGUAGGGCAGAAUGCAUUUUGUACUGGACUGUAGGUUAAACUGGGCUAGGACCCAUGAUAGCUGCAAGCAUGAGAGCAGUGGUAGACUUACUAACAGACAAAGAAAGGCAUGAAAAUAUGGGAAGGGGAGAUAAUUAAGUAAAAAGUUUAAAAGAGGAAAAAAACCCAACCCUAUAAAUGUCUUGAAAAGGAAGCCUAUCAGCUGAGAAUCUGAUAUGGGGAAGGAGUACAACUUCCUUUUUAGUUGGUUCUCAUUUUUCUUUUAUGUCUCGAGAGCUUCCAUAGUGCCAGGACUGAUUUCGUGGGCUAAGAAACUGAAAGUCUCUUUGGAGCAUUUCUGAGCUCCCAGAAAUUCUCAGGUUAUUGCCAGUGCUUCCAGUGUUCAUCAGAGCCUUCUUUGAUGGGCAGAGGGUGAGUAAACAGAUGGGAAAGGCUCAGUAACCUAUUGGUGUCACCCUCUGGAAACAAGGACCUAAAAGGACCACCUUUUAUGUGGCAAAACUAAGGAAAGGGUUACACUGUGAUUAAAUGGCAUCAGAAAUCACCUAUGCCGAGGUGAAGUUCAGAAAUGAAUCACCGGCUCCAGUGGUCAAAGUACCUCCUGAGACGAAGAAGCCUGAGCACCAUCCUCAGAAAUACCCACUCUGGCUGCCAUGGCUGAUCUCACUGCUGCUCUUCUUGGUGUGCAUUGCCCUUGUUGUCAUCCUCUUCGUGGUUCCCUUCUGCCACAGCAGUGACCAGCCCACAGUCCUGCAGCAGCAGUUCUCAGAGUGGGAGUGCAACUCAGCGCUGCCACAAGGCACAGACCGAGGCUGGAUGUGCUGCCCAAAGGGCUGGAGAAGGUUUCAAAGAAGCUGCUAUUUCCUGUCCACUGAUAAGAUGGCAUGGGCUGAGAGUGAGCAGAACUGCACUAGGAUGGGCUCCCAGCUGGUGGUGAUCAACAGCAAGGCAGAGCAGGAUUUCCUCUCUGAGCAGAUAAAACGAAAUCCAAAAAGAGAGAAUUUCCACAUUGGUCUGUUUGCGGAGAAGGUGGGACAGUGGCAGUGGGUGGACAAGACUCCAUAUAAUGUGACAGCAGCGUUCUGGCGGGAAGGAGAACCAAGUAACGCCACAGAUGAGAACUGCACUGUAAUGCAUGUUCCUGGAGUAUCUCCCAACAACUGGAAUGAUGUCAGAUCAGAUCUUUUGCAUCAUCGAAUUUGCGAAGCUGCAGCAGUAACUGUGUGAUUGAAAUAUCCUAUCCCUGUCCUGAGUAAAUCUGGGAGCUGAGCAGUGAGCUGGGAAGAGCACUGGGCUGUGCUGGGAGGGGUGGGGAGCCCUGACACAUCUACACUGUGCUGGGUGGGACCACGUGUGUGGAAGUGAAAUGAGCUUUGUCCAGCAUCCCCAGUGCACGUAGUGGCUCAGGGAACACAGGAAGGCUCAGGCUCAUCAAAGCAGGUCCUGUGUUCUUGUGUCCUCUUCUCUCUGAGUGGGUCCAGCAGCCACUGGCUGGAAAGAGAUGGACUUCUCCAGGAGGAAGCCACAGGAAUGGAAGGCAGAUGUCCAGAGAUGCAAUUUCCUUUGUCUCCAUGAGCAGAGGUGUUUGCUUUUGUUGAGUCACACAGAAUUUACUCCAGUUGUCCUGGUUUUGCUGAACAAAUUCUGAAUUCUUGUACAAGAGGAAAUACGAUAUCAGACCAAUGGAAAAA
Messenger RNA from Corvus hawaiiensis (hawaiian crow), 11368 nucleotides. RefSeq names its product C-type lectin domain family 4 member E-like. The transcript has 6 exons. Lineage: Eukaryota; Metazoa; Chordata; Aves; Passeriformes; Corvidae. The record is from RefSeq and is a predicted model, not a curated record. Bases 10206 to 10904 code for a protein of 232 amino acids.